UCAUGCAGACAUCGCUCGCAUGCAAUUAGGACUCCGUCUUUCAAUGCUACACGUCAACCGCAUCUGUAGCGAAUGAUGGCAUAGGAGCCUUUCUGCAGCGGUGAGGUUUCAACACCUACUCUGACUAUGGAGUUUAUCACCGCCCUCCAGAGCGGCCUCGAUGAGAACAAGCCCUCCCUCUUCGAGCUGCUCUCGGAACAACAACUUGCAUCUCUCAUUCCCCCCUCCCUCCGCUACCUGCUGGCCGUCGCAACUCACCGUUACCCCCGCUACUUGCUCCGCGCUCUCAACUCGUUUGACGAGCUGUACGCCUUGCUGUCUUUCGUGGUAGAGAGGCACUACCUCAAGGUCUACGGAGGCGGCUUCACAGAAAACUUCUAUGGCCUCAAGCGUGAGCGUGUACUGCGCGUGAAAGGCGGCGAGAUCAGGCGAGCACAGCUAGGCGCCCCAAACGAAGUGCGAGAAGCUCUCAAACUCCGAAACCGCGAUGUCUGGAAGAACCUAGCCAUCAUGGUGGCGUUACCUUACAUGAAGCGCAAGCUGGACGAGUCGUAUGAUAUUCACGCAGCGUCGCUAAACGUGCUGGGUCCGGCCUAUAGAGAUAGAGAGUUGUAUCCGGCAGACGGCACAGUCAGACAGCGAUUGUUCUGGGUCUACAAGUGGUUCCUGCGGAAAGUAUACCCGAGCAUAAACGCGGCAUACUACUUUUCGCUCCUUGCCUUCAACCUAGCGUAUCUCUUCGAUGGCACAAAGUAUCAUUCACCGUGGCUGUGGCUCGUAGGAACGCGGAUUCGGAGGCUGAAUGAUGCUGAUCGCAAAGCGAUCGCGCUGGCAACGGAGCCUAAAGCCAUACCGUCUCCAAAAGCAGGCGCCAGACCGGGUCAAACGAAUUCAAUCUUUAACCCUGCGACCAUGACUCAUUUGGCUGGUCCGCGUUUGUUGUCAAGCUUGCGCAUACUGCUACCUACAUCUAUCUUCGCGCUGAAGUUUUUAGAGUGGUGGCACGCUUCAGACUUUGCCAGGCAAUUGUCGAAGAAGGCGAAUGAAGGUCUUCAGCUUCCACCACCAAGCAUCUCUGGUCUAAUAGGCGCAACCGCUAAGCCGGACACCAACAGAUCACCGGAUGAUGCUGCUGAGAAGCCGACUUCUCGCCGCGAUUCCGGCACCGGCGGGCCUCCAAUUUCUUCAACCACCUUCCUUCCAAUCCUAACCGUACCUGCCCCAGCCCAUGCAGAUCCUUCCGAUCCUGAUUCGGCGAACACUACCUCGCUCUGUCCGAUUUGCCUGAGCGAAGUUCAGACUGCCACUGCAGCCCAAACUGGCUUUGUGUAUUGCUACAAAUGUAUAUACAAAUGGGUCGAUGGUACUCAUCCACGGCAAGAAGCGUUCAUGGAAGGCAACGCUUCUGCCGAGGAUAAAGAAGGUGCGCGAGGCUGGUUUGAGGAAGGCGGCGGUAGUCGAGAGGGCAAGUGGGAGAGCGGUAAGGGCAGGGAUGCUGUAACCGGCCGCAGAGUGUUGGGUGGGACGGGAGGCUUGAGACGAGUGAUGGUGUGAAGCAUGAGGGAACAGUCUCCGCUUUGUCACACAACCAUUCAGCUCGUCUUGAGCGUUCGACACCUCGAUUAGAGCUUUCAAGGGCACCCUUGCCGAUGGGCACAUUCAUAUCUAUGAGGUUAGUUUGCGUAAGCCGCAGC
Molecule: messenger RNA, 1694 nt
Organism: Baudoinia panamericana UAMH 10762
Lineage: Eukaryota; Fungi; Ascomycota; Dothideomycetes; Mycosphaerellales; Teratosphaeriaceae
Exons: 1
Coding region: 127-1554 (475 amino acids)
Biological process (GO): protein monoubiquitination; protein import into peroxisome matrix
Cellular component (GO): peroxisomal membrane; peroxisomal importomer complex
Molecular function (GO): protein binding; ubiquitin-protein transferase activity; zinc ion binding
Source: RefSeq, a predicted model, not a curated record